AUGAUUGAAGUAUUUGAUUCCAAUUCAACUAGUCCUAUUCGAGAUCCUUCUCUAUAUAGAGGUGUGGCUAAGACGGCAAGAGUUCAAAUAGUCAUUGCUACGAUUUUAGGGUUAUCGGCGUUCUUAUUAUUUUCAAUUUUGAGGAAAAAGUAUCCAAAGAUUUAUGUUGCUAACUUCAAUCAAGUUAAUCACAACUAUUUACACAGUCAUUCUCGACAGAAUUUACCUAAACUUCCUUUAUCUUUGUUUGGAUGGAUUCCUGUUGUAUAUAAGGUCAAUGAAGAUCAAGUAUUGGAACACGCAGGUUUAGAUGCGGUGGUGUUCUUGGGUUUUUUUAAAAUGUGUAUAAAGAUUUUAACUACUUGUGUUAUUUUGGCUUAUACCAUAUUAUCACCCAUAAGAUAUAAACUUACAGGGAAGCUAGAUCAAGACGACCCCCCAGAUAAACAUGAAGAUAAAGCAAGGUAUGAUAAUAAUCAACAUUUAUUAUAUCUUUAUGUUGUAUUUACUUAUAUAUUCACAGGUGUUGUUAUACAUUUCCUUUUCAAACAAACCAAAAAGAUUAUAGACAUCAGACAAGCAUAUUUGGGGAAACAAAAUAGUAUAACUGAUCGUACCAUCAAAUUAUCGGGGAUACCACCAUAUUUAAGAGAUGAAAUUGACCUCAAACGUCAUAUUGAGAGUUUGAAUUUGGGAGAAAUUGAAAGAAUAGUUAUUGUCCGAGAAUGGAAUGAUUUGAAUAAAUUGUUUAAGUUAAGGAAACGAUGUUUAUUGAAAGCAGAGAAUUAUUGGGUAAGAUAUUUCGAAAUUAAUGAUAUAAAGAAUAAAAACGAUAUGUUAUCUACCAAUUUACAUCCUAAUUUACGUGAACUGAUUAAUAUGAAUCCUAGUUUCGUUGAUGAAGUGGAUGAUGAAACUGUCAGUGAAGAAGAAUAUAUUAAUAAUGAAGGUGAAAGGCUCAUGAGACAUUCAAGUAUUAUUAAUCAAAUUGCUGAUCAUAUAGAUGAGAUUGAUGAUUCUAUCAAUAACUUGCCCCUUCUCAAUGAUGAAACUCAUAGAAGACCAAAGAUAUGGAAAAAAUGGUACAAUACCUUCAGUCCCAAAAUCGAUGCUAUUAACUAUUAUACUGAACAAUUGGAUAUAAUUGAUAAAGAGAUUAAAAAGGCUAGAAUCAGAGAAUAUCCUGCAACUUCUUCAGCCUUCAUAACCAUGAAGACCGUAGCUGAAGCGCAAUUGAUUGCACAAGCAGUAUUGGAUCCUAAAAUAAAUCAUCUUACUACCACAUUAGCCCCAGCACCUCAUGAUGUGAGAUGGGAUAAUUUAUGUUUGACUAGAAGAGAAAGAAAUUACAGAAUCGGUACUGUUACAUUCUUCAUUGGGUUAAUGAGUGUUUUGUUAGUGAUUCCUGUUAGUUAUUUAGCCAGAUUCUUGAACACUAAAACCAUCAGUCAAAUAGCUCCUAAAUUAGGAGAUUUCUUGAAGAAGAAUGAAUGGGCAGAAACUUUAGUAACAGGGGUUUUACCUCCAUAUAUUUUCACCUUAUUGAACAUUAUAAUGCCAUAUUUUUAUAUCUGGAUAACGUCCAAGCAAGGUUAUACUUCACAUAGUGACGAAGAACUUUCAACAGUUUCAAAGAACUUCUUUUAUACUUUUGUGAAUUUAUUCUUGGUUUUCACUUUGGUUGGUACAGCUUCAUUGACUGACACUAUUAAAAUCGCAUACCAGUUAGCUCAAUCUUUAAGAGAUUUAUCAUUAUUUUAUGUCGAUUUGAUCAUAUUACAAGCUAUUGGGAUCUUUCCUUAUAAGCUUUUAUUACUUGGGAACUUACUUAAAUUCACUUUUGGUUCAUUAUUAUGGUGUAAAACUCCCAGAGAUUAUAUAAAGCUUUAUAAACCUCCAGUGUUCAAUUUUGGUUUACAAUUACCUCAACCAAUGUUGAUAUUUAUCAUUGUCAUUAUUUAUUCUGUGAUAUCUACCAAAAUCUUAACUGCUGGAUUGAUCUACUUUAUCAUUGGAUAUUUUGUGUUCAAGUAUCAAUUGUUAUAUGCAUGUGUUCAUCCCCCUCAUUCCACAGGUAAAGUUUGGCCCUUGAUCUUCCAUAGAAUAUCUGUUGGAGUAUUCAUCUUACACAUAAUGAUGGCAGCUACCUUAUCGUUACAAAAAGCUUACUACUCAGUAAUAGCUUUAACACCUUUACCUUGUAUUGUGAUAUACUGUCUUUACCUUUUUGAGAAACAUUAUAUCCCAUUAUCAUAUUUUAUAGCCUUAAAAUCCAUUGAAACCGAUGGUGGAGCUUUCCACGAUGAUGAAUCGUUUAUUGAAAGUACUCCGGAUAACACCAGAAAUGAUACUUUCAAAACAUUAGAUGAAAGAAGAGAAAUUGAUCAAACUUAUGACUAUCCUUAUUUGAUAGAGAGUUUAGAUGGCCCAUUGAUAGCUGUCGAUAAUAAUGAAGUUUUGCUUGUCAAUAAUGAUGGAAUGACAGUAAGAAAGUUAAAAACAUCCGUUGGAGAUUUUUAUUAG
Molecule: messenger RNA, 2523 nt
Organism: Yamadazyma jaroonii
Lineage: Eukaryota; Fungi; Ascomycota; Pichiomycetes; Serinales; Debaryomycetaceae
Source: the annotation of a GenBank genome assembly